Ceratosolen solmsi marchali is the source of this 1423-nucleotide messenger RNA. RefSeq lists its product as uncharacterized. Lineage: Eukaryota; Metazoa; Arthropoda; Insecta; Hymenoptera; Agaonidae. Bases 1 to 1314 code for a protein of 437 amino acids. The record is from RefSeq and is a predicted model, not a curated record. The transcript is spliced from 5 exons. Gene Ontology annotation, molecular function: protein binding.
AUGAGCCGCCCACAGAAACAGCGACGAGUUUCCCUGCGACACUCGCAAACGGCGAAGGAGAAACCGUGUUUCAGCCAUGACCUCGACAGUCUGCCGCCGGAAGUACUCGAGAUUGUCCUGCAUUUCCUUCCUUACCGUGACAUCGCCGGUUGUGUACGACUGGUCUCCAAGCGCUGCUCCUCGGUGGCAACGACGCUCCUCAACAGUGGCUUCCUCUCCGCGGGCUCGCGACUGCGCUCGGCUUUGCAUCACUUGGAAUCAGUGAGCGUAACCGCGGAGGCUCAACAAGAGGCGGCGACGCGGGCCAAGGCACGGGACUACCUGGAGCUAGUGAAGGCCCAGUACGAUCUCUUGCGUGCCUGCGUCUGGCGCUACACGCAUCCACCGCGGCACCAGAAGUUUGCUCGGCUCUGCUUCUACGGUGGCCAGAUCCUGGACGAGCUCGACGACCUCCUGAAGCUAGCCCGAACAAGGCCCGAGUUGCUGCUCAAUAAGGACGGACCGGCUCACUGCAUCACCGGCUUCGGGAUCAUGUGCAAGCGUUUCAUGAAUUACUUUGAGAAGGUUUCCGAGCGCAAGAUCAACAGCAGGAACUCGUGUGUGUCUGGCUGCAAACCGGUAGACGUACUAGACUGCCUUCUGGAUGGUCGCGAGGUACUCCACUUCCGGAUGACAAGGGGCCGCCGCGGACGCGGCAACAUGGUCAGCAUGAGGCUGCGCUACGUGAUGGAGCGCUCGUGGUUCACGUGCUUCAACGUCCCGGGUACUGACUGCGAGGAGGACUCCUGGCGCGACCGACAGAGAUUCAUGUACCUGAGACUCCGGAGACUCGUGGGCAGCGUCAACGAGCACCGACUCGAGCGGCUCCACUACGAGCGCGAGCUCAAGAUGCAGAUGUCGAGCCAGCAUCCGGCACCAAAACCUCCACCCUGCUCUACUUAUUCCGGCUACGGUGAGUACGGUGGGCGAUUUUUUUAUUACGGCAACAUGAACGAAUACGCAUACGAUAGCAAAGUUAUAGAUACAUGGAGAAGAUACUCGGUACACGACAGAAUACGUAAAAAGAUACCGCGAAAGAAGCCCUGCUACGACCUUGUAAUUAAUGUCGAAUUGAGAUGCUCUCCGGAACUUGCUCCACUAGCUGUUAGAUCGUUGUUGAAGUGCGACGACUUCGAGAACACGACAUCCGCAAAUAACCAUCGCCCGGAGAUAUAUCUAAGACUGAAUAUUAGCUGUGCAGCUUCCACCUGUAAUAAACUGCCCAAUCAUUUCGUUUGGAAGCUUCGAUCUCCCCGAUAUCAUAAAUCGGAUUAACAGUCUGCCAAGCUUACUAGAUUCUAUUUAUUUAUUUUUAACCAUGUUUGUACAUCAAAGAUUUAUUUUUUUAUUUUGUAAUUCUACCAAACUAACGAUAUUUGGUAUA